Molecule: messenger RNA, 336 nt
Organism: Cylindrotheca closterium
Lineage: Eukaryota; Bacillariophyta; Bacillariophyceae; Bacillariales; Bacillariaceae
Source: the annotation of a GenBank genome assembly
AUGUCCCGCUCUCUACAAGUCUCUAUUUUCCUUCUAGCAGCACUGUGCUUGGUGCUCCCUGUUGAUGCAUUCACAACAAUCGCUCCUGUCGCAAAUGUUCAACCACUGACGCAUUUCACGUCGACUGCUAUGCCAGCCUUCGAACCAUCGUCAUCCAUGGAUAUCGCAGCUGGAACCUUGGACCCUACCACUAUGCUUUCCGACUUCUUGGGUGGGCUAAUUGGAAGUCCUGCUAUUUUGCUUGUUCCAAUUGGUGUGGGUCUCGGUGUUGCAACAUUAAUCGCAUAUCUCAUUGUCGCAUACGCAAACCCAGUAGUGGAGGACGACGAGAUGUAA